CAAGCACCGACCAUCAUCUACGAAUGAUCACCUAUGAAUGAUCGAGUGCCUAUCAUCCUUCCUCCUCAUUGCGUCUCUUUGCCUCUCUCCACUCCCUAACAUACGUAACCUACCCUGCAUUCAUCUGGUAUUGAGCCUCGUAUCCUCCUCAGCCCAUAUAUAGUAUAGAGACUACGUCUACCCCCAAGGCUACGCAACCGAGUCUAUCGUAUAUCUCCAUAAUCCCAAUGCGACCUUCGACUUGCUCCCUCUUGUGCUAUCCUUCACUCCCUAUCGUGACCCCGGAAGCGCUCACGAAAGAUAUUCAGCGAAGAUGGUGACCCGCAAGCCGGUCAAUCCAGGACAGCCUGGUCAGGGACAGCCGGUGAACACGGCGCCAUACCCAGUUACACCAGCGACCGAAACUCCUCCAUCGGUACCACCCCCACCGCAUGAUGAAUCUGACGAGGAUGACGAUGAAUGGAAUUCUCCUACCAAUUCGGACUGGGAGAGUGCCGACGAGGGACAGCGCAAGCCCAAGCACGAAAUCCCAGCCGCACUGCAGAUCGGCAAUCGACCAACCUCACGAGAGUCGGAGCAGGAAGAGCUGAGAAAGGUGCCCGCAACCCUGCGAGCUGGACCGCCUGGCGGACUUCCGCAACGAUCGCAGGAAAGUCUACGAUCAGACAAUGCUGCAUUGUCGCCAGGUUGGGAAACGGUGGAACAUACGAAUAUCUCCGGACAAGAUGCUGCGAAGCCACAAUCUCAUAAUCCCUUCCUCAACAUCCAACAGAACAAUCAUCCGACGACUGUCUCCCCCUCAUACGGCGAGGAGAACACGUCCGCCGUAUGGGCAUCCGUGCCCCAGACGAGCACGAACCCAUUUCACUCCUCCUUACCCCAGCAAUUCCAAGCUCCAGUUGAGCUACCUUCGGAAAAAUCGCCUAUCGACGGCCCACCGCAACGAGCUCCUCCCCUUCCUCCACCCGCCACCAACUCCCCUACAUUGGAGCAGCCGCCUUUGAUACCCGUAUCCUCGCAAGAUGCGUCUCCUGGCAUCGGCCGUCAUGGAUCCGAACCAUCAAGCCCUUUUCACCCCGGCAUGGACAUCUCCGGCCUUGACGCUGCCUCCUCAAGGGGUCGCGGAUUGCCCAGCCCAAGCUCCCCCGUUGCACAUCAACGAUCUUGGCAGGAACAGCAGGAGUGGGAACAGAGUCAAAGGAUGAAGCGCGAACGAGACGCCCAUGCAGCAGCCGAACGUGCCGCGUUGGAAGAGCAGCAACAGCGAGCCGAACAAGAAUGGCAUACUGACAUCACAACUGGUCCGAUGCAAAAUCUAACGCUAAAUGAUCAGCCGCCUCAACUUCCACGACCCGAGCAACAACAUGGGUUCCCUCCUCCUCAGCCACCCCCCCCUGCUAUCCAAGCCGAAUAUCCUCCGCCACAGCCGCUGAGACCUGCAGAUGUCCCGUCAGAAGCGCCACCCGCGAAGCCUGUUCGACCGCAGACAUCUAGUCCAUUAUCCGCUACCGGUACUUCUCGUCAGCGGAAAGAGCACUAUGCAAUCAAGAAUAUCCGUUGGUUUGACUCGACCGCCGACAGUGGACGAGGCAAACUCAGGGUAUCGCCCAUUCUGAUUCAAAACCUAAACGGUCCAUGUCCGCUAUUGGCUCUUGUCAACGCUCUAGUGCUGUCAACUCCGGCAGAGGAGAACACUGCCCUGAUUGAAGUACUACGACCAAGAGAGCAGGUUUCGCUCGGCUUACUUCUGGACGCUGUUUUUGAUGAGCUGAUGUCAGGACGGCGAGGUGGCGCAGCUCAGGGACUUCCCGAUGUUGGCGAGCUAUACAGCUUCCUCGUAACACUUCACACCGGCAUGAAUGUCAAUCCCCGCUUCGUUCCAGCCUCUUCGAACCCCAAUGGCGCCAACCGCACCCAACCCCUUGAAGAGGACCCGGAUAUCCACCCCCUCUUCCGAAGAUCCCUUUCAUCCGCCCCUCUUGGAACCUUCGAGUCGACCCGGGAGAUGAAACUGUACUCCACCUUUAACAUCCCUCUGAUUCACGGCUGGUUGCCGAUUCCGGGGUCGAGAGCAUCGGUGUCCUUCGAACGCAGCGCUCAAACUUACGAAGAUGCCCAGAACAUCCAAUUCCAUGAAGAGGAAUUGCUCCAGAGACUCGGCUCCGGCGCUACCCUCUCAGAGGAGGAGCAGGCCCUUUUCGACGACCUCUCUCUCAUCAAAGAUUUCCUUGGUCGCUGGCCAACCCAACUCACCGACACCGGUCUCAUCACCAUGGUAAAACGUAUGCGUCCCGGCGAAAUUGCCAUCCUCUUCCGCAACGACCACUUCAACACCCUCUACAAAGAACCUUCCUCCGGCAUGCUCCUCACCAUCGUCACCGACGCCGGCUACGCCAGCCACGAAGAGGUCGUCUGGGAAAGCCUCGUGGACGUAAAAGGCCGCGACUCCGAGCUCUUCGCCGGCGACUUCCGCGUCGUCGGCAACAUGGAACGCCACGAAAGCGGCGAAAUCAGCCGCGGGAAACAACCCGCUGCAGCCAGCAACCCCUCCCACCCCGUCCGCAACUUGAUAGACAUCGAUCCCACCGACGGAGACGGCUGGGAGACCGUCACGGACAGCAAGCGACGCUCCAAGCACUCCUCCACCCUCCCCACUCAAUCCUCCGCUCCCCCCUCCACCCAACCCCCCGACGACCUCGGCGACGCCACCGCCGCCGCCGCCCGCCAGCGCACCGAGCAAGAAGACCACGACCUCGCCCUUGCCCUCCAGCUCCAGGAAGAAGAAGAAGACCGCCAUCGCCGCGAAUUGGCGCAGCGCAAGCGCGAGGACGAGCUCUCCGCGCAGUUCCUUUCACAGGACAGCUCGGGGGCGCAAGGGCAGGGGCAGGGGCAGGGACAGGGGCAGGGACGGGGGCAGGCGGGCCGCGGCGCGGGCACGGCGAACGAGGUGAGGCCACUGAUUCCGCCGCGGCUACGCGGGGGUGGGGCCCCGGGUGGGUCGGGGAAUCUAAACGUCAGGACGACGGAGGGAACAGGGCGGGGUGCGGGGAAUGGCAAUGGGAAUAGAAAUGACAAUGGAGGUGGUGCUGGCAGCGGGGGCGGAGAGGCGCCGCCGCCGAGCUACGAGCAGGCGAGUCGGAGUCAGCCGUACGUUCCACCGAUGGAUUCUGGGAUGGGUUUUCUGCGGGAUACGGGAUACAUAACUGGCAAUGGAAUGUUGCCGUGCUGCUGUACAAGCUCCCGUUUUUGAGUAGAUGCAAGUUGACGGAAUGAGAAGCAAUGCGACUUGCUCUCAUGAAAGUUCAGCGCAUGUUAUCCGCACGGUAGAAUUGAUUCUCUACACACCAAGAGACCUUUA
Eremomyces bilateralis CBS 781.70 is the source of this 3358-nucleotide messenger RNA. RefSeq lists its product as uncharacterized. Lineage: Eukaryota; Fungi; Ascomycota; Dothideomycetes; Eremomycetales; Eremomycetaceae. The record is from RefSeq and is a predicted model, not a curated record. Gene Ontology annotation, biological process: protein K48-linked deubiquitination. Gene Ontology annotation, molecular function: K48-linked deubiquitinase activity; cysteine-type deubiquitinase activity; cysteine-type carboxypeptidase activity. Bases 314 to 3250 code for a protein of 978 amino acids. Gene Ontology annotation, cellular component: cytosol; cell periphery. The transcript has 2 exons.